AUGGACCUUCAACAGCUCGACCUCGCCGACUUGGUCCAAGCCCAGCAGAGAUCACUACUACGAAGCAGUACUUCUACCACUGCCACUGUCGGCCCAACGCUGUCCGAGCUUGCUCAGGCCAACGUCGACCACUUCCAGGCCUACGCGGACAAGCGGGCCCGCCUCGCCGAAAACGACGUCACUUCCUUCUUCACCCCGGCGUGGAACUCCCAGCUCGAGAACUCCCUCCUCUGGAUCGCCGGCUGCCGCCCUUCCAUAUUCGUCCGCAUGCUCUACGCCCUCUGCGGGUCCCACUCCGAGUCCACGUGUCACGUCCUCCUCUCGGACGCCGCCCCGCCGCCGUCCUGCACCACGACGGCGGGGACGUCCCUCGGGGAGCUGUCGUGGGGGCAGAUGAACGUCAUCAACGAGCUCCACAUGAGGACGGUGAGGGAGGAGGAGAAGCUGACGAGCCAGCUGGCCAGCCUGCAGGAGGACGUGGCCGACAACCCCAUCUGCCGUGUCGUGGCGGCGGCAACGGCGGCGGGAGGACGGCCACGUGGCGGCCGGGAGGUGGACAGGGCGCUGGAAGGCUACGAUAGAGGGAUGGUGAGGCUGCUUAAGGAGGCUGACAAGCUGAGGAUGAACACGCUCAAGGAGAUCAUCGGCGUGUUGACCCCGAUUCAGGCCGUGGACUUUCUGGCUACCGGGAAGAGCCUCCAUCUCACGCUUCAUGAAUGGGGCAAACACAAGGAUCAAGCCGAUGAAGGUGGUGGUUCUUCUUCUACAGCGGCUGGUGCGUGUUAA
Linum tenue is the source of this 786-nucleotide messenger RNA. Lineage: Eukaryota; Viridiplantae; Streptophyta; Magnoliopsida; Malpighiales; Linaceae. The record is from the annotation of a GenBank genome assembly.